Molecule: messenger RNA, 504 nt
Organism: Cooperia oncophora
Lineage: Eukaryota; Metazoa; Nematoda; Chromadorea; Rhabditida; Trichostrongylidae
Source: the annotation of a GenBank genome assembly
GAGAAGCGCACAAUUGGUGAACCAAUUCCGCGAAUCGUUUCAUACAAAGACGUGGAAGAAGAGCCCGAACCAGAGUCUUUCUCUCUCCAUUCACUCAUUCGGAACUACUAUAUUCCAUUCAUUAAUAAGAAAUUUGUAAAGAUAGGAGUAUUAUGUGGCUCAUUGACUCUGUUAGUGUUGGCUUUAUGUGGAAUGCGGCGGGCGGCGAUUGGACUCGAACUCAGCGAUGUUCUGCCAGAACACACUGCGCCAGCCAAGUUCCUUCAAGCAAGAGAUAAAUACUUUAGUUUCUAUCCAAUGUUUGCUGUGAUCAAAGGACCGAAUAUUGAUUACGCCGUACAACAACAACGAAUCGAUAAAUAUCGUAGAGCUAUAGCGUCAUCCAAAUACGUGAUAAAAACGAAGUCGGGUGAACCAUCGGAGAAAUACUGGCUAGGAAUGAUGCGGGAUUGGUUGGCUAGCAUACAGAAAGCAUAUGAUGACGAAAUGGCUCUGGGAAAGUAA